GUUCCUCAGGGGUCUCCUACGGCCUUGUCCAGGGGCUACCGGAGGUGGAGGUGGAGGUGAGGGUCGGUGCGUCGCGGUGGAGGCGCUCACUGGGGCAACCGCCCAGGACCCUGGACGGCAACCGGACCGGCCAGACCGAACCAGACCGGGACAAGAACCCGGAGCGGGGCCAGGGGCCAGAGGAGGACGACUUCCAGGGGCCGCUGUCGUCCGAGCAGCCGGACAACAGCUCCCAGAUCGAGGAAGACACGGAUCAUAACUACUACACCUCGAAGACCUACGGCCCCGCAGACCCCCUGAGCAAAGGCUUCUGGGUAGACAUCGAUCAGAUGGACAAGGACAAGGUGAAGGUCCACGGAAUCCUCUCCAACACGCACAGACAAGCCGCGAGGGUGAACCUGUCCUUUGAUUUCCCCUUCUAUGGACAUAACCUGCGAGAAGUUACCGUGGCAACUGGUGGGUUCAUCUACACCGGUGAUGUGGUCCACCGGAUGCUCACGGCUACCCAGUACAUCGCUCCUCUCAUGGCGAACUUUGACCCCAGUGUCUCGCGGAACUCCACCGUCAUCUAUACUGACAACGGCACGGCCCUGGUGGUGCAGUGGGACCACGUGCGGCUGCAGGACCUGGACCACCUGGGGAGCUUCACCUUCCAGGCCUCGCUGCACCGCGACGGACGGAUCGUCUUCGCCUACCGAGAGGUCCCGAUGGACGUGUCUCAGAUCAGCUCGGUGAACCACCCGGUGAAGGUGGGUCUCUCUGACGCCUUCGUGGUCCUCGACCACGUCCAGCAGAUCCCCAAUGUUCGUAGGAGGACCAUCUAUGAGUAUCACCGUGUAGAGCUCGUGAAGACCAAGAUCUCCAACUCCACCGCUGUGGAGAUCACCCCCCUGCCCACCUGUCUUCAGUUCACCGACUGCUCCAGCUGCAUCUCCACCCAGAUCAGCUUCAACUGCACCUGGUGCCACCGGCUACACCGGUGUUCCAGUGGUUUCGACCGCCAUCGGCAGGACUGGGUGGACAACAGCUGUCCUGACGAGACCAAGGAUAAAAGCUGUGACAUCAUCCUCACCACGCCGCGGCCCGUGGUCACCACCACGACCGUCGUCAGGACAACGUCCCGGAGCCAAGAGACCGACGCUGGCCUGGGUGUCCGGUCCUCCACACACACACCCACUUCUGUCCCAACCGAAGAUGACACCAAGAUUGCGGUCCACCUCAAAGAGCCAGGAGACGGGCGGUCAGAGAACACAUUACCCGCGGCCCGUGCUGACGGAGCGGCCCCCCGGGUCUCUCCUGGGACCCGCCCCCUCCACACCGGGCUGAUCCUGGCGGUCGUCGUGGUGAUGGUGGUCCUGGUGGGGCUGGUGCUCAGCCUGUACGUCUACCACCACCCCACCUCCACCACCGUGUUCUUCAUCGAGAGGCGUCCACGGCGCUGGCCAGCGAUGAAGUUCUACCGCCGGUCGGGCCGUCCAGCCUACGCCGAGGUGGAACCCACCGGACUGGGGAAGGACGUCUUCAUGGACCCCGACCAGUUCUGAGACACCCCCCCCCCCCCCCCCCCCCCGGGACCAGCACAGACUGGGACCAGCAGAGACCGGAGAUCCGUCCGCUGCCCGCUCGGUCCAACCUCUCUGUUUCAAUAGCGACCGAAGAGGGAUUAUUAUGGA
Molecule: messenger RNA, 1673 nt
Organism: Gadus macrocephalus (Pacific cod)
Lineage: Eukaryota; Metazoa; Chordata; Actinopteri; Gadiformes; Gadidae
Product: plexin domain-containing protein 2-like
Source: RefSeq, a predicted model, not a curated record